CAUUAUAAUAUGUUUAUGAAGUGUACAAACACAGAGUAAUUGGAAAACAAGGUCUACAACUCUGUGACUUUGUUUUAUGGGCAGUGAAAGCUGAAACCAAACUUUAUUAUUUAUAAGAAAAAGAUUCAGUUAUACACACGUGUAUACCCUUGGCAUUCAUAUAUUAUGAUAUUAUGGUAUGGACCUUGACACACAGUAAUUAAGAGGAACCUGUACUAAGCAAUCCCAGUAUAGGAAGUGGUCAGUAGACUCAAGAACCUCUUGUGGCGAGUAUUUGUGAUAAAUUACUAGUUUAUACUGAUUGAAUUAUGUGUCAAAACCAAGUGUUGGUCUAUUAAUUUUGCAACUUGGUUAUGGCGACAUAGAAACAAAUAAUAUUAGAGAUGACGAAAGGAAAGACAUGUCGAGAGAGACUGAGAGAUAACGCUUUCCUUAUCCUGACGUCAGUGGGCAUUGGGCUGGGAUUCCUUCUUGGACUUUCUAUACAGAGGGCCCGUCCUAAUUCUGAUACGUUGAUGUGGAUAGGUCUUAUUGGUGAGCUGUACAUGCGGGCAUUGAAAGUUAUUAUAUUACCUUUGAUAGUCUGCACAAUUAUAUCAGGUACAUCUUCUACUGACGCAAAGUCCAGUGGGAAAAUUGGGUUUGUGGCCAUCACUUACAUAGUAUUGACGAAUGCGCUUGGAGGGAUAGUUGGAAUAAUUCUAUGUCUUCUGGUAGAACCAGGCUCAAUUUCUGGCAACAUUGACAAAACUACACAGCUGGAUGCUAGAAAUUUACAGACUGUUGACAUUCUGGCAGACUUUAUUAGGAACAUCUUUCCAGACAAUGUGGUUGGAGCAGCAUUGCAGGUGUCUCAGACUAAGUACACCGAACGUCCUGUGACCAGAUUGGUGAAGCUCAACUCCAGCCACACGUGGGACAAUGGAAGUGAUGCGAUGGUCAAUGUCACGGUAAAGCAGCUUACACGGUCACUGGGCAGUGCGUCUGGCACAAAUGUUUUAGGCUUGAUAGUUGUGAGUGCUGCGUUCGGUAUCGCAGCUUCCAAAGUUCAGGACAGAGCAACAAACUUCAUCAACUUCUUCAAGGCAGGCGCUGACAUCACUUUCACCAUUUUUGAUUGGCUCAAAUGGUCUACCCCAGUGGGCGUGGCUAGUCUAAUUGCACGUGCUAUAGCAGGCAUGGAAGACGUCACUACUUCCUUCUCCUCCAUGGGCGUGUACGUCGUGGUGGUUGCGGGAGGCAAUAUUGCCUUUCAGAUUUUGUUUCUCGGCGCCAUCUAUGCCAUUUUUACUCGACGAAACCCUGUCAGGUUCUUCAUGAAUGUAGCCAACCCUUGGCUGAUGGCUGUUGGACCUCCCAGCUCAGCUCUUCCUCUUCCAGUAUUGCACAAGAUGAGUACAGACAUCUAUAAAGUGGACCCCAGAGUGGCGGCAUUUGUUUUACCCUUUUCUGUGACAUUGAACAGAAACGGAAGUUGUUUGUUCGUGUCUGCUUCAUGUCUAUUUAUAGCCCAGUACUCUGGCUUAGCAUUAAGCACUGGAGUUAUUGUGACCAUAGGACUUCUGUCCAUCAUGUCCUCCCUGGCUAUUCCCAACGUGCCGUCUGCCAGUGUUGUGACCAUUCUCAUCAUCUUGUCCACUGUGGGAAUUCCUGCCACCAAUGUUGGCAUAGUGAUGGCUUUGGAAUGGAUCAAUGACAGAGCCAGGUCUACAACCAACCUUGUGAGCCAUCAGUUAGCUGUACUCAUUGCAUGGAAGUUUUGUAAGCGUGGCUUGAGGCUUCAAAGUGCUACACGGAGAGAACUUAAUGUUCUUGUAUAAAGUGUCAUGUCUGUAGAUUAUUUAAACUACUAUUGGUAUUGUUGGACCAGAUUCAUUUUUUAUAUUCUUUUCUAAUUUUAAAUAAAUGUAUUCAAAAACAAAAG
Messenger RNA from Biomphalaria glabrata, 1924 nucleotides. RefSeq names its product excitatory amino acid transporter-like. Bases 384 to 1820 code for a protein of 478 amino acids. The transcript is spliced from 12 exons. Gene Ontology annotation, cellular component: plasma membrane. The record is from RefSeq and is a predicted model, not a curated record. Gene Ontology annotation, molecular function: L-glutamate transmembrane transporter activity; neutral L-amino acid transmembrane transporter activity; glutamate:sodium symporter activity. Lineage: Eukaryota; Metazoa; Mollusca; Gastropoda; Planorbidae. Gene Ontology annotation, biological process: L-glutamate transmembrane transport.